Messenger RNA from Ochlerotatus camptorhynchus, 1116 nucleotides. RefSeq lists its product as uncharacterized. The transcript has a single exon. Bases 1 to 1116 code for a protein of 371 amino acids. Lineage: Eukaryota; Metazoa; Arthropoda; Insecta; Diptera; Culicidae. The record is from RefSeq and is a predicted model, not a curated record.
AUGCAUCCUGAUGAGUGCUUCUUCCAAUGCAUACUUUUCCGUUUCGGCAAAGCUCACCCUAUCACCAAAUACGUUCUAACGACAGUGACGUAUGGAUUGGCUCCGUCAUCGUUUCUGGCAACCUGCACGCUUCAUCAGCUUGCCGAAGACGAAGGCGAUUCGUUUCCCCGCGCUGCAGAGGCGCUAAAGCAAGAUUUUUACAUGGACGAUUUCAUCCGAGGAGAGAAUAGCGUCGAGUCGGCGAUCAAAUUACGACGAGAGAUAACUGAGUUACUCAAACGUGAAGGUUUUCGACUGAGAAAGUGGAGUUCCAAUUCCCAAGCGGUCCUAGAAGGAGUUCCGGAGGAUGACCUAGCCACUCAAUCCUGUCGAUCGUUCGAUCCCGAAGAGACAAUUAAAACGUUGGGAAUCAGCUGGGAACCAUCGACCGACCAGUUUCGAUUCAGCAUCAACGUGAGCAUGAAGGAAGGACCGAUAACCAAACGUAAAAUUUUGUCGGGGAUCGCACGCCUGUAUGAUCCGCUUGGUUUGAUUGCACCGAUUGUCGUUCGGGCCAAGAUAUUGAUGCAACAGUUGUGGAUGCUGUCUUUGGAAUGGUACGAGGAGGUACCCACCGAGAUCCAAGCCAAAUGGAUGACUUUUAUCAACGAGCUGCCCUACCUAGUCAGUUUUCGUAUUGAUCGGUAUGCUUUUGAGGAGGGGGAUGUGCAACUACAUUGUUUCGCCGAUGCAUCCGAUGUUGCUUAUGGCGCGUGUCUGUACGUGCGUACAAUUGGAAUCAACGGUGAAGUGAAGGUUGAACUGCUAACUUCGAAAUCGAGGGUGGCCUCGCUGAAGAAGCGUAGUACUGCACGGUUGGAAUUAUGUGCUGCUCAAAUCGCUGCUCAUCUAGCUACGAAAGUCCGCAAUGCGCUGGAAAUUGAACCUGGAUCCAUCCGGUUUUGGUCAGAUUCGACGGUGGUCUUGCACUGGCUUUGCUCCCCACCGCAAACAUGGAAAACGUUUGUUUCAAAUCGUGUGGCCGACAUUCAAAUCCUAACUCACGGCUCCAGGUGGCGGCAUGUUUCCCGAAUGGAGAAUCCCGCAGAUUUGGUAUCGCGGGGGUAUGGAAGUUAG